AUGGGAUCUGCCUCCUCAACUUACCGGCCCAAGUGUAUUUAUUUGGAUAUUGAUGGAAGAAUUCAAAAGGUGAUCUUUAGUAAAUACUGCAACUCCAAAGAUAUUAUGGACCUCUUCUGCAUCGCAACAGGGUUACCAAGGAACACAACGAUCUCCCUUUUGACAGCUGACAAUUGUAUGGUAUCCAUUGAUCCAACAAUGCCUGCAAACUCCGAGAGGUCUCCAUACAAAGUGAUACCUGUCGCCACUGGGCAGCUCUCAGAGAAAGAAGAAUUGUUCCAGAAUUUACUGGGACAGAUUGCUGAGCAGUUCUCAAGGGUUUUUAAAAUCAAUGAGCUGAAAACGGAAGUAGCUAAUCACUUGGCAAUGCUGGAGAAAAAGGUUGAAUUGGAAGGCCUGAAAGUAGUGGAGAUUGAGAAAUGCAAGAGCGACAUUAAAAAGAUGAGGGAGGAAAUGGCAGCGAGAAGCAGCAGGACUAACUGUCCCUGCAAGUACAGCUUUUUGGAUGAAAACAAGAGGCCGACUCCCCGGCGCGAUGUACCAUCCUACCCAAAGUACAUGCUGUCCCAGGAGACCAUAGAAGCGCUUCGGAAACCAACCUUUGACGUCUGGCUGUGGGAACCCAACGAGAUGCUGAGCUGUUUGGAACAUAUGUACCAUGAUCUUGGGUUGGUAAAAGACUUCAACAUCAAUCCUAUCACAUUAAAGAGGUGGUUGCUGUGUAUUCAUGACAAUUACAGAAACAACCCCUUUCAUAAUUUCCGGCACUGCUUCUGUGUGACCCAGAUGAUGUACAGCAUGAUCUCGCUCUGCAGCCUCCAGGAGAAAUUUUCCCAAACUGACAUCUUGAUUCUCAUGACGGCAGCAGUAUGCCAUGACUUGGACCAUCCAGGCUAUAAUAAUACCUAUCAGAUAAAUGCACGAACUGAGCUCGCGGUACGCUACAAUGACAUCUCCCCACUGGAGAACCACCACUGCGCUGUGGCUUUUCAGAUCAUUUCCCAGCCAGAAUACAACAUUUUCUCCAACGUCGACCAGGACCAAUUCAAAAAGAUACGACAGGGGAUAAUUACGUUAAUCCUGGCUACAGACAUGGCGAGACAUGGAGAAAUACUGGACUCUUUCAAGGAAAAAAUGGAAAAUUUUGAUUACUCAAAUGAAGAACACAUGACCUGUCUGAAGAUGGUACUGAUAAAAUGCUGUGAUAUCUCCAAUGAAGUCCGCCCAAUGGAAGUAGCGGAGCCCUGGGUAGAUUGCCUACUAGAGGAGUAUUUUAUGCAGAGCGACCGAGAAAAAUCUGAGGGGCUUCCAGUGGCACCGUUCAUGGACCGCGAUAAAGUGACCAAGCCGACAGCACAGAUUGGCUUCCUCAAGUUCGUCCUCAUCCCCAUGUUUGAAACAGUAACGAAGCUAUUCCCAGAAGUGGAGGAGGUGAUGCUCCAGCCCCUUUGGGAAUCCAGGGACCGCUAUGAGGAAUUAAAACAGAUAGAUGAUGCUAUGAAAGAAUUGCAGAAAAAGAAAAGUGAAAGUCUGACCACCGGCCGUACCGAAAAGUGA
Eurypyga helias (sunbittern) is the source of this 1557-nucleotide messenger RNA. It is a transcript of the gene PDE9A, whose product is annotated as phosphodiesterase 9A. Gene Ontology annotation, biological process: cGMP catabolic process. The transcript is spliced from 18 exons. The record is from RefSeq and is a predicted model, not a curated record. The coding region runs from base 1 to 1557 and encodes 518 amino acids. NCBI's taxonomy places the organism in Eukaryota, Metazoa, Chordata, Aves, Eurypygiformes, Eurypygidae. Gene Ontology annotation, molecular function: 3',5'-cyclic-GMP phosphodiesterase activity.